Molecule: messenger RNA, 285 nt
Organism: Diaporthe batatas
Lineage: Eukaryota; Fungi; Ascomycota; Sordariomycetes; Diaporthales; Diaporthaceae
Exons: 3
Coding region: 1-285 (94 amino acids)
Source: RefSeq, a predicted model, not a curated record
AUGAAGGUUUUCACCGCCCUGAUCAUCAACUUGGCUCUUGCCUCCAGCGCUAUUGCUGCUGCUGUCGACAGCCGCAUGGCUCUCUCCGGCCUUGAGGAGCGUGCUUGCGGCGCCAAUGGUGUCGCUUGCCUCGCCCAAGCCGACUGCUGCCUCUACUGCAACCCUGAGGCCGGCUGGACCUGUACCGACGCUCCCAGCGGUUGUGUUGCGACUGGUCUCGUCCCUGCAUUCGGUCAGAAUUCUUGCUGCACCAGGGCCGUGGAUGCGAAUGGCGCGUGCACUUGA